AGAGCAGAACUUUGUGGUUCAGAACGAGAUCAACAACCUCUCGUUCCUCACCGGAGACAGUAAAACCAAGAUGGCAAAGUCAUUCCUCCCCAAGGCUGGUGGUCAGGAUCAGGAGCGGAAGCAUAAGAAGCGCCGUGGAGACUUUUACUCCGUCCAGACGUCUCUGAUCGUGGCGGCGCUGAAGAAGAUGCUUCCCAUCGGUCUGAACAUGUGCACGCCGGGAGACCAGGAGCUCAUCCUGCUGGCUAAGACACGAUACGGCCUGAAGGACACAGAUGAAGAGGUGAAGGAGCACAUCAGACAGAACCUGCACCUGCAGGAGAAGUCGGCGGAUCCGGCUGUUCAGUGGCAGCUCAACCUCUAUAAGGAUGUGAAGGUGAAGACAGAUGACACUCUGGAUCCGGAGCGGAGCAUUGAGAGAAUCCAGAGCAUCUCAGCCGCUGUAUUCCACCUUGAGCAGGUUGAGCAGCCGUUGCGCUCUAAGAAGUGUGUUUGGCAGAAGUUGUUGUCUAAGCAGCGGAAGCGAGCCGUUGUGGCGUGUUUCAGAAUGGCUCCACUCUACAACCUGCCCAGGCAUCGCUCUAUUAACCUGUUCCUCACGGGCUACCAGCGGCUCUGGAUCGAGGCAGAGAUGUACUCGUUUGAGGAGAAGCUAGUGCAGGAUCUGGCAAAGACGAAGACUGAUGAAGAGGAGGAGGAGAUCACAGACACUCAGCCAGACCCUCUUCAUCAACUCAUCCUGCACUUCAGUCACAACGCACUGACAGAACGCAGCUCACUAGAAGAGGAUCAGCUGUACAUCGCAUACGCAGACAUGAUGGCUAAGAGCUGUGCUGAAAAUGAGGAAGAGGAUGAGGAAGGAAAAGAAAAAACAUUUGAGGAGAAGGAGAUGGAGAAGCAGAAGACUCUGUACCAACAGGCCCGACUCCAUGACAGAGGAGCAGCAGAGAUGGUCUUACAGAUGAUCAGCGCUAGUAAAGGUCAUUUGGGUCCGAUGGUCACGUUCACGCUGAAGCUCGGCAUCUCCAUUCUCAACGGUGGAAACAUCACAGUCCAGCAGAAAAUGCUGGACUAUUUGAAGGAGAAGCGAGAUGUGGGUUUCUUCAAGAGUCUGUCAGGACUGAUGCAGUCGUGCAGUGUUCUGGAUCUGAACGCGUUCGAGCGUCAGAAUAAGGCCGAGGGUUUGGGGAUGGUGACUGAGGAAGGCUCCAUCAACGUGAGGGAGCGCGGCUCUAAAGUUCUUCAGAAUGACGAGUUCACCAGAGAUCUGUUCAGGUUCCUGCAGCUCCUGUGUGAGGGACACAAUAACGACUUCCAGAACUUUCUCAGGACGCAGACAGGAAACACUACCACAGUCAAUAUAAUCAUCAGCACAGUGGACUAUCUGCUCAGACUGCAGGAGUCAAUCAGUGAUUUUUACUGGUAUUACUCUGGUAAAGACGUGAUGGACGAGGCAGGUCAGCGGAAUUUCUCCAAAGCUCUCGCUGUAGCCAAACAGAUCUUCAACUCACUCACUGAAUACAUACAGGGUCCGUGUAUCGGGAACCAGCAGAGUUUGGCUCACAGCAGACUUUGGGAUGCCGUCGUCGGAUUUCUGCACGUCUUCGCCAACAUGCAGAUGAAGCUGUCACAGGACUCCAGUCAGAUCGAGCUGCUGAAGGAGCUGAUGGAUCUGCAGAAGGACAUGAUAGUCAUGAUGCUGUCACUGCUGGAAGGAAAUGUGGUGAAUGGGACCAUCGGCAAGCAGAUGGUGGACACUCUUGUGGAGUCCUCCAGCAACGUGGAGAUGAUUCUCAAGUUCUUCGACAUGUUCCUCAAGCUGAAAGAUCUAACAACCUCGGAGAACUUCAAGGAGCAUGACCCCGACCGUAAAGGCGUCAUCUCCAAGAAGGAGUUCCAGAAGUCCAUGGAGAACCAGAAGCAGUACUCUCAGUCCGAGAUCGAGUUCCUGCUGUCCUGCGCCGAGGCCGACGAGAACGACAUGUUCAACUACGAAGAGUUCGUCAAUCGCUUCCACGAACCCGCCAAAGACAUCGGCUUCAACGUGGCGGUUCUUCUCACCAAUCUGUCGGAGCACAUGCCUCACGAUUCCCGACUGUCCACCUUCCUGAACCUGGCCGAGAGCGUUGUGAACUACUUCGAGCCCUACCUGGGCCGCAUCGAGAUCAUGGGCGGCGGCAAGAGAAUCGAGAGGGUUUACUUCGAGAUUAGCGAGUCCAGCCGAACGCAGUGGGAGAAACCGCAGGUCAAAGAGUCCAAGCGGCAGUUUAUCUUCGAUGUCGUCAACAAGGGCGGAGAAUCGGAGAAGAUGGAGCUGUUCGUGAACUUCUGCGAGGACACCAUCUUCGAGAUGCAGCUAGCAUCUCUGAUCUCCGAGCCGGACGCUGCUGAGAGACAAGAGGAGGUCGAUGAUGAAGAUGAUGCUCGGAGCGUGGAUCUAGACGAGGACGAUGAAGAUGCCGCACAGGAGUCUUCCUCAGCGUUCGCUCUGGCCUGCGUCUCCAUGAGGAAGAGUCUGUCCAACCUGCGGCAGCUGCUGACCUUCAGGAGCAUGAGGAGACAGUAUCGCAAGCUGAGGAAGAUGAGCGUCCGCGAGAUGAUCCGAGGAUUCUUCUUCUUCUUCUGGAUGAUCUUCACUGGCAUGUUCCGCUUCCUCUACAGCCUGGUCUGGGGCUUCUUCCACAUCCUGUGGUCCACGCUGUUCGGCGGCGGUCUCGUAGAAGGAGCCAAGAACAUGAAGGUGACGGACAUUCUGGGGAACAUGCCGGAUCCCACGCAGUUCGGGAUCCACGGAGACGUUCUGGAGCUGGAGAAGCUGGAGUACUGUGACGUGUCGUCGGUGGCGGAGCUGGGGCGCAUGACGGCGGGAGACCAGGCGGAGAUGGAGCUCAUGACGGAGCUGAUGUACAUGCAGCCCAGGAGGGAAGGAGGCAAGCAUGGCAUGGAGCCGGGGCUGGGAGACGUGUCCGAGGUGAUCGGAGUGGACACUCCGUCUUUAGCCAGCGCCGUCCAUCAGAAGAAAGCUCAGGAAGCCGCCAGUAAACAGACUGAUGAAUCAGAGACCAAAUCAGAGUCGGAGAAGGCAGAUGUUGAGGACAGAGAGAAGAAAGACCAGGACAAGGGUAGAGAGGAGAGUGUGUCAGACUCGCUGACAGACGAAGAGAAGAAGCCGCAGAAGAAGAGACGCGGCCAGAGGAAGGAGCAGGCCGAGGCCUUCAUGGCGGCGUUCUUAGCCAGUCUAGACGUCCAUCAGACCAAAACCCUGAAUUAUCUGGCCAGAAACUUCUACAACCUGCGAUUCCUGGCUCUGUUUGUGGCGUUUGCCAUCAACUUCAUCCUGCUUUUCUACAAGGUGACCGGUGAGGACUCUGAUGAUCUGGACCCGUGGACGCGGCGAGAGGACGAGGAUGAUGAAGCUGCGCUGGAGUAUUUUGUUCUUCAGGAGAGCACGGGUUACAUGGCUCCGACCCUGCGCUUCCUGGCCGUCAUGCACACCGUCAUCUCCUUCCUCUGUGUGCUGGGAUAUUACUAUCUGAAGGUGCCGCUGGUGGUGUUCAAGCGUGAGAAGGAGAUCGCACGCAAGCUGGAGUUCGAUGGGCUCUACAUCACCGAGCAGCCGUCUGAUGAUGAUAUUAAAGGCCAGUGGGACAGACUCGUCAUCAACACGCCGUCGUUCCCCAACAACUACUGGGACAAGUUUGUCAAACGGAAGGUUAUUAAUAAGUACGGCAAUCUGUACGGAGCCGAGCGGAUCGCGGAGCUGCUGGGUUUGGACAAAAGUGCUUUAGACUUCAAUCCCACCGAAGAGACGGUCAUUAAAGACGCCUCGCUGCUGUCCUGGUUGAGCUCCAUUGACACCAAGUAUCACGUGUGGAAGAUGGGCGUCGUGUUCACUGAUAACUCGUUCCUGUAUCUGGUCUGGUACACCACCAUGUCCAUCCUGGGACAUUAUAAUAAUUUCUUCUUCGCCGCUCAUCUGCUGGACAUCGCCAUGGGCUUCAAAACACUGAGGACCAUCCUGUCCUCCGUCACACACAACGGCAAACAGCUGGUGCUUACAGUCGGGCUGCUCGCUGUGGUCGUGUACCUCUACACCGUCGUAGCGUUCAACUUCUUCCGCAAGUUUUAUAACAAGAGCGCUGACGAGGACGAGCCCGAUAUGAAGUGUGAUGACAUGAUGACGUGUUAUCUGUUCCACAUGUACGUGGGCGUCCGUGCUGGCGGCGGGAUCGGUGACGAGAUUGAGGACCCCGCGGGCGACCCGUACGAACUCUACCGGAUCCUGUUCGACAUCACCUUCUUCUUCUUCGUCAUUGUGAUCCUGCUGGCCAUCAUACAAGGUUUGAUCAUCGAUGCGUUUGGAGAGCUGAGAGACCAGCAGGAGCAGGUCAAAGAGGACAUGGAGACCAAAUGCUUCAUCUGUGGAAUCGGGAACGAGUAUUUCGACACGACGCCGCACGGCUUCGAGACUCACACGUUACAAGAGCACAACCUCGCCAACUACCUAUUUUUCUUGAUGUACCUGAUCAACAAGGAUGAAACCGAGCACACUGGUCAGGAGUCGUACGUGUGGAAGAUGUACCAGGAGCGAUGCUGGGAUUUCUUCCCGGCCGGAGACUGUUUCCGUAAGCAGUAUGAAGACCAGCUGGGCUGAAAGAGCUGCGUUUCCUUCAGAUCCAAUCCAGUGCCAAUUCAGUGGAGUCUCUCUCUCUCUCUCUCUCUCUUUCCCUCUGUCUGCUCUGGUUUCAAACCGUUCUUUUCCUUUUCAGUCCCUCAACAAAAGACAGAACAGCUCAACACGUUGCCUUCUUUGAGCCCAGAACCAUUGCACAAGGUUUUUUCCAGUUUUUUGAGAAACUCUGGGGUGAUGCACAAGCGUUUGGACAGCAUGAUGCCAAAAGCACGCGUGUUUGUGCGUGUGUUCACACUCCCUCGGACCCUUUGCCUGCUUGCCCGUAGAGACGAGGAGAUUCCCGACUCAAACCUUCGUCAAGUGCCUUACCUCCAUCACAUCUGAGCUAUGCAAGACCUGCGUUCCCUCCCGAUGUCGUGGAGGUCUGUUCGUGCUCCCGUCUCCUGGUUUCAGAUGGAAAUGCUCUCGUUUGGCCGUUCGUAUGUUGUAGCUUUGCUGAAUUGUGCUUUUGUUUAGAAGGACAAAUAAAGAUAUUGAUGCAAUAAACCUCUUCUGUCGAAGCCGCCGCUCAUUUGACAUCUUUACACACACGCUUUGUUCAGUAGAAAACAACACUUUGUUCUUCCUUCACAGCGGCGUUUUGCAUUUACAGGUAAAUUAGGCAGACUUCAUAUGAACGGAGCUCAAACUCUUGUGAAGUUGUGUAACGUCACACACAACCCUCAAAAUAAUUUAGCAUCACAUUCACGUGUUUAGGUAAACAGAUAUUAUUUUUUUAUUA
Carassius auratus (goldfish) is the source of this 5414-nucleotide messenger RNA. Its product is annotated as ryanodine receptor 3-like. Gene Ontology annotation, cellular component: Z disc; sarcoplasmic reticulum membrane; smooth endoplasmic reticulum. The coding region runs from base 71 to 4654 and encodes 1527 amino acids. The transcript has 37 exons. Gene Ontology annotation, biological process: intracellular calcium ion homeostasis; release of sequestered calcium ion into cytosol by sarcoplasmic reticulum; striated muscle contraction. The record is from RefSeq and is a predicted model, not a curated record. Gene Ontology annotation, molecular function: calcium ion binding; ryanodine-sensitive calcium-release channel activity. Lineage: Eukaryota; Metazoa; Chordata; Actinopteri; Cypriniformes; Cyprinidae.